GAGGUGGAGAACGAGGUGUACGGCCGGUGUAUCUUCGAUGUUCGAGAGGAACUGUGAUUUGGCGAUAUCCACGCGGAGCUAUACGAGUAGUCUUCUCGCCUCCCGUUUUAACCGAAUCCAUGUCGCAGAGCGAUGUGGAAUUCGUCCAACAAGAUACCGAGAGAAACGGUCGCGCGAAUCGUACUGUCGCGUCUGCUACCGCCGAUAUUUCUCGGUUAUCGGGAUUUCGUGCGUGUGCCAAGGUUUCUGGCCCGGUAAGGGUGUACUUGGAGAGUCACGGCAAACUUCGAACGUUGUAUACUCCACGAGACGGCAAGCACAAAGCCUCCCAUAGAUGCUUUUAUGCUGCUGCUGCUGCUGCUGCUGAUACUGAUACUGCUGUUACUACCGCUCCCAUCGACAGGCAACCAGCGGCACUCUACAUCGAGGCGGAAGAACAGCCUAUCCUCGGUGAACAUCGCGACGUGAAAUUACAAUACGACUUGGAAGUACGACGACGACGAAAAUGGCGACCGCAACGGAGACGGCGACGGCAACAACAAAUCAACGACGAUCCAGAUACAAGAUACCGACUAUACAACGAGGAAGAGGAAGAGGACUGCAGGCCGUGUUCCAUGGAAGAAUUAGCGAAAGCCUACUGUCAGAGCGAUCUAGUGGUUAGAGGCACGGUCAACGCCGUAGAAAAACAGUUGAACUUGGAAGCUGCCGAACUCGUCGUCGGUGUAACCAAGACCUUGCGUCGAAUCGAAGAGAACGAGGGGAACAACGACGUGGACGUCACCGAGUUCCGCGACCGAAAAAAUGUUCGUGUCAGGGUACCCAGUAUCUGCGAUGCACGGCACGGCCAGGGUGAGUUUGUGAUAAUGGCUAAACGAAGGCUCGGUGACCUCAUUCUGGUUUGUGCACCGAGAUUGGAGACUUGGACGAUAACGGUUCGUGAGCUGGAAACUGCUCCCUGCGUCCUUCGAAGUUAGCUUUCGGUUUGGAAUCAAAUAUACUUGUAAAUAAUAAAUUGUAUUUUCUUGUUCGAUACUAUAAGAUACUAUAAGAUACUAUAAAAUACCAUAAAAUACCGUAAAAUACCAUAAAAUACCAUAAAAUAUUAUAAAAUACUAUAAAAUAUUAUUCUAUACUAUACUAUAUCUCGAUCUCUCGUUGAUCUCUGAACUGUGAUAUUGUUUUGUAAAGAUUGUAUAGUACAUAGAAUACACUCGUUGUACAUUCUUCGGAUUGCUCUCGAAUAACUGUAUACUUAACUUGUUCCGAUACAGAAUUAUCCGCUACCGUUCUCCGUUCUUUGUUCAACUACCGAUCCCCUUAUAUUCUUAUGAAAUUCUUACAUUUUCCAACUACAAUCAAU
This is a messenger RNA of Nomia melanderi (Alkali bee), 1360 nucleotides long. The record is from RefSeq and is a predicted model, not a curated record. Lineage: Eukaryota; Metazoa; Arthropoda; Insecta; Hymenoptera; Halictidae.